AGCCCUCUUAGCCCUGUGAGGCUACCAACAACCUAUAGCAAUGUGUGAUAACGGAGACCCUGAGGAUAAACCCCCUGCCCCUCCGGUCAGGAUGAGCAGUACCAUCUUCAGCACCGGCUCUGGCAAAGACUCACUCUCAGCCAACCACAGCUCUAAACCCCUGCCUUCUGUGCCUGAGGAGAGAAAACCUCGCAACAAGAUCUUCUCAAUCUUCCCCGGGGCGGAAAAAGGUGGUAGAAAGAAAGAUCGAGACAAAGAACGACCAGAGAUCUCUCCACCCUCAGAUUUUGAACACACCAUACAUGUGGGGUUUGAUGCUGUCACAGGGGAGUUCACUGGUAUGCCAGAACAAUGGGCUCGACUACUCCAGACCUCAAACAUCACCAAGUCAGAGCAGAAGAAAAACCCACAGGCUGUGCUCGACGUUCUUAAGUUCUACGACUCUACAGGCAACGGCCGUCAGAAGUACCUCAGCUUCUCAUCUUCUGAAAAAGACGCUUUCACCCCGGGGCCUCAGUCUCCUGUGAAAAAAGGCACUGAACCCUCUUCACCGAAUAUCAAAGACAUUGAUGAUGAUGACGACGAUGAAGCCCCUCCUCCUGUUGUGGCACCUAGACCAGAACACACAAAGAGUGUGUAUACUCGCUCUGUUAUUGACCCCAUCCCUGCUCCAAGCCACUGUGUAGACGGAGAUGUUGCCUCUAAGGCUGCGGACCGACAGAAAAAGAAGGGCAAGAUGUCAGAUGAGGAGAUCAUGGACAAACUGAGAACCAUAGUCAGCAUUGGAGAUCCCAAGAAGAAGUACACCAGAUAUGAAAAAAUUGGUCAGGGGGCAUCAGGAACAGUAUUCACAGCCAUCGAUGUUGCCACCGGACAGGAGGUCGCCAUUAAACAGAUCAACUUACAAAAGCAGCCGAAGAAGGAGCUGAUCAUCAAUGAGAUUCUAGUGAUGAAGGAGUUGAAGAACCCAAACAUUGUCAACUUUUUAGACAGUUUCCUGAUGGGGGAGGAGCUGUUUGUGGUGAUGGAGUAUCUGGCCGGUGGUUCACUGACAGAUGUGGUUACAGAGACCUGUAUGGAUGAGGCCCAGAUAGCUGCUGUCUGCCGAGAGUGUUUACAAGCAUUGGAAUUCCUGCACGCGAACCAGGUCAUUCACAGAGACAUCAAAAGUGAUAAUGUGUUACUCGGGAUGGAUGGUUCUGUCAAGCUGACCGAUUUUGGCUUCUGUGCCCAGAUCACUCCAGAGCAGAGCAAACGCAGCACCAUGGUAGGCACGCCUUACUGGAUGGCUCCUGAGGUGGUGACCAGAAAGGCUUAUGGGCCUAAAGUAGACAUUUGGUCACUGGGUAUUAUGGCCAUUGAGAUGGUUGAAGGAGAGCCUCCCUACCUGAACGAGAAUCCACUACGAGCAUUAUACCUGAUUGCCACAAACGGCACACCCGAGCUUCAGAACCCUGAGAAGCUGUCUCCGGUCUUCAGAGAUUUCCUCAACCGUUGCUUGGAAAUGGAUGUAGAGAAAAGAGGUGGAGGCAAAGAGCUGCUGCAGCAUCCGUUCCUGAAGCUGGCGAAGCCCCUCUCCAGUCUCACACCCCUCAUCCUGGCAGCCAAGGAGGCCAUGAAGGGCAAUCGUUAGCUGAUGAAACUAGCUACCCUGCCUUCCCAUGCUGUGCACAGAUAUGUGCCAACCAUUUAGAUUUCGUGCCAGACAAUAGGCUGAGAGUGACUCGCCACUCUUGAAGCACCAGCCUUAUAAGCCCUGACAAACCUCACUGUGAAGAAGACCAAAAAUAUAGAGCACAACUCCACCGCUGUCCAUAUGAACUCUAUUCUCACUCAGACGUCAGAAGACAAGUCAAACUAAAGUCCUUAGUUUCAGAGUCAGGCGUAGUUAUUUUGUACAACAAAUCUCCUAGUGACAAGUUAGGGCUAGGCUUGUAUUUAACUUGGAAUGAAGAAGAUGCCUAGUUCUAUUUAGUUUUUUUUAAUCAACUGCCUUAAACAAAUGCAAAAUGUUGCCUAAUGUAUUGUUGAUUGUGUCAAUGUUUCUCUUCCCAUGAUUUUUACUACCUUUGUAAUUUACCUUUUCAGCUUGUCAGUGUCUUAGUUAUUUUGAUACUUGAAUUUCAUAUUUGUCCCCCUUCUUGUUAUAUAGUUGGUCUUAUUCAAUGAACACUCUUGCUAUUUCCACAUUGACUCAUGUUUUAUGGACAUUUUCUCUUACCGGUUUUUAUAGGAAACAGUACAUUCUUCAUCAUGAACAUGUGCUGUGAUUGUGUCGUUCAUCGAUUGCCACACCUGACAGACUUACUGUACCAGUUCUUCCCCUGUAUCAUUAGUCUCCUGAUACCAGAGGUGCACCUUACAGGCAAAUUAAAAUGUUAGAUUGACAGGGUUUAUACUUUCUUCUUUAUUGUUGUUAUUAAAAAUGAGUAUUGUAUGUCGAA
Molecule: messenger RNA, 2444 nt
Organism: Morone saxatilis (striped sea-bass)
Lineage: Eukaryota; Metazoa; Chordata; Actinopteri; Moronidae
Gene: pak2b
Product: p21 protein (Cdc42/Rac)-activated kinase 2b
Exons: 14
Coding region: 41-1633 (530 amino acids)
Biological process (GO): intracellular signal transduction; regulation of axonogenesis; regulation of MAPK cascade
Cellular component (GO): cytoplasm
Molecular function (GO): ATP binding; protein serine/threonine kinase activity
Source: RefSeq, a predicted model, not a curated record